This is a messenger RNA of Xiphias gladius (swordfish), 4490 nucleotides long. It is a transcript of the gene march2, whose product is annotated as membrane-associated ring finger (C3HC4) 2. NCBI's taxonomy places the organism in Eukaryota, Metazoa, Chordata, Actinopteri, Istiophoriformes, Xiphiidae. Gene Ontology annotation, biological process: protein ubiquitination. Bases 438 to 1193 code for a protein of 251 amino acids. Gene Ontology annotation, molecular function: zinc ion binding; ubiquitin-protein transferase activity. The transcript is spliced from 5 exons. The record is from RefSeq and is a predicted model, not a curated record.
UGGACUCGUCCGGACUUUGUUUGACACUCCUCUGGCCUGUGUUCCUGUUUUCACCACAGAUGCAGACAGCUGAUGAUGAGCUGUAAGGGUGUAUUUAAAGCCCGUGGAAAGCGGAAGUCUGGCCCGCUGUGUGUUAUCGGUGGAGAGCCGCUAGCUAGCACAGGGCUGAACAGCACAUAUCAUUAGCCAGCUGGCAGCACUGCUCUUUGACCAGAAGCUGUCAAUUCACACACACAGCCAAGCAUGAAACGAGAAGGAAAUGCGGGGAUAUUAGGGCUGUGAUGCCUGUCGCCGUAAAAUAUCACUAAGACGACGAAACGGGAAACUUACCAUUCCCAACCUGUGGAAGAGUUUCAGCUUUCUGCUCCCUCCUUCAUCCCUCUAUUCUGACCCUUCACACCCUCCCCUCCAUCCCUACGGCCAGUGUCACCGCAACCAUGACGACAGGCGGGUGUUGCCACCUGCCCGGCUCUCUGUGUGACUGCGCCAGCAGCACGGGGAUUUGGAAGAGCGUGGAGGAAGCAAGUGGUGACGGGUGCCAGGCGCUCUACGUCACCCAGGUUACAGCCAUAGAUGGACGGUUGCUGUCCUCUGUGCUCAAACCCAUGGGCACACAAAGUGAUGGUCCCAUCUGUCGUAUUUGCCAUGAAGGAGGCAACAGUGAGGGUCUCCUGUCCCCUUGUGACUGCACGGGCACCCUGGGCGCGGUUCACAAGAGCUGCUUGGAGAAGUGGCUGUCGUCUUCCAACACCAGCUACUGUGAGCUCUGCCACACAGAGUUCAGCAUCGAGCGCCGACCAAGGCCUCUCACAGAGGUAACAAAGUGGCUGCGGGACCCCGGCCCUCGCAAUGAGAAGAGGACGCUGUUCUGUGACAUGGUAUGCUUCCUGUUUAUCACGCCCCUAGCAGCCAUUUCAGGCUGGCUGUGCCUGAGGGGUGCACAGGACCAUCUUCAGCUGGGGAGCUGGCUGCAGGCCGUGGGCCUCAUAGCCCUCACCAUCGCCCUCUUCACCAUCUAUGUUCUCUGGACCCUGGUAUCUUUCCGCUACCACUGUCAGCUUUACUCUGAGUGGAGAAGAACAAAUCAGAAAGUACGUCUGCUCAUUCCUGAAGCCAAGGAGUCUAACUCUUCCCAGCAUUCUUUGCUCUCCACUAAACUGAUGAAGAAGCCUGCCAAUGAAAGUAUAGUAUGAGACCAGAUGGAGAUGGUGGAUGAUAACAGUGUCUUUUGUGUGUGGGGGCUGAUUUUCAGUGCAUCAUGCCUGCCAGCAAGACUUUAAAGAAGCACUUCUGGGCUUUUUUGUUGCUUUUUUCCAUUUUUUCUCCGUCCUAUCGGUAAUUUUUUUUCCACAUUGCAUUUAAAAGAAAAAAAAAAACCUGUCCUUGGGCGGGUGCAGAACUGAGCACAUUUAAAUGGAGUCUGACUGUCGUCACGCUGGGUUUUGACCAAGCUUAUGCAAAGGCACUGAAGAAUGGAACAGCACAUGAAAAUGAGCAGAGACAUUUACAGAGACAUAGACACAGUCUCAUCAUCUAGGAUGAGAUAAUAACAAUAGCUAACAGAGAAAGUAAAGUAAGGGAUGGACCAAACUAACUUGUUUAGUGGACUGUGAAAUGUUCAAAUGGUUGUUCUGCUUGGUUUUCGAUAACCCAUGGAUGGUCCACUGAUGAGUGCAAAGAGUUGUGCUGCAAUGAUGAAAGCGUGCAAACUGCUAGAUACAUGUCAUAUCUGGGCAUGCACUUACCUACUUAGGCCUUGUCUUCUCUGCACAGCACUGCCCAUUGAGGAGCUAUUUCGAGCAGUUAAUGAAAAGCUUAGAUCUUUUGAUGUAUUUGAAUUUCACAAUCCAGAUGCCAGUAUGCUGUCAGAGAUCAAACUUUCUAUGUUUAGCACAAGCCUACUGGACGUCUUUCAGUGUUUUUUCUGCAUCUGUUUUUACAUCUCAUCCAAGAACAGAUGGCAGCAUAACAUUAGUAAAAGCAGAGAUUGUGCAAUAAAACACUGUGGACAUUGAGGUCGUCCCAGUACACGAAGAGACCUCUACUAACAUGCACAGUCAUGCAUGCAGCCACUGUUAAUCAUUUUUGGGGAUUUCUUUUACUGUUAGUGUAUUGUAAACCUCGUUUUUUAAACCACUAAAAAAUGAACAGAUUAACUAUUUCUACUGAAGUAGGUUCUAACAGUGUCCUCAUAGAGGUUCUUGUAUUAUCAGCACUUAACGAGUAGAUCUUUAUAUUUAAAUAGAUCUAUCGAAAAACUCCCAUCAAAAUGGCUUUUAGAUGAACAUAUCCACCAGCAUUGUUUGGUAACUGGGACAGUGUACUAAAACAUCCUUUUUAAUGGCCUGGUGAAGUACUUAAUUAUUAGCCAUUUGUUUUGUUUCUAUUUUGUGUUUUAAAACAAUACCGAUUGCUAUAUGUGUCUAGUUUCCAUGAUCACAACAAUCAGGGAUAUAGAAACUUCUUGCAAUUUUUUAUUGUUCAAGUCAUGGUUAAACAUAGUUUCUCAGGAGGGGAUUUUUCUAACAUUUCUAACAUCUAACAUAAACUUAACCUGCCAACAAUGACUUUCAUGGUGGAUACAUUAUGCGAGCGCCACUAAGGCCAAAUCUGACUUUAGCUUUGUUUUGUAUAUUCUUUCAAGCAGGCCACUAGAUGCUCACAUUCGCUUCCAAGUCCAUUUGAUGGAUGACACCUUUUUUGGGGAUGCCAACUUUCCCUCAUUACAUUGUGAUGUUACCGACCAGAAUCAGCAAGGUACUGGCUGUGUUAGCAGUUUGGGAGAGUAGCGAGAAUCCACUUCUCUCUCUCCUAUAUAGUUGGGUGCAGUUUAUAAUCCAGUUGCGUAUAGUGGCCGUUAAUCGAGCAGUCAGAGAUGAUGUUCUUUGCUUUGAGAGGCAGAAAACCACAGACCAGAGAAGCUGCCUGGUUUCUUGAUUUCCAUGUCAUAACGUGGUCCACUUUUGAACAUAGCUUAUUUCUCCAUUCCAUUUAAUUUGGGUUAUGAGGAGACGGUUAACUGCCACUUGAACCCACUGUGGGUUAACCAAAGGUUGAGAAGCUCGAAGAUGAAAACCCCAGCAACACUUGUAGUAACGAGAACAAUGUUAAAACCAAGACAAGUCACUGUAUGGCCCUGAUGAAGGCCUUAGACUCAAACACUUUAGCUUUAACAAUACAACACUGUUAUCCUUUUAGGGGUCAUGCAACAUGGAAUUCAGUAUUAUUGUGUAUAUCUUCCAAUUUUUUGUUUCAUUUAUAGGUGUGCAAUUCUUCGAGAUGCAAUUUUAAAAGUAUACCUUUAUUAUACCACACAGGUGGCAUUGAGAGAAAUGGGCCAAGCUUUAAAUUAGUCUAAUGAUGAUCACACUGAUUGUUUAUUAUUAAUUUUAUAAUUAUAAUCUAAAUUUUAAUUCCAAAAUAACAAUCAUUUGCUUUUGGAUUCUGUUCUUCUCUAUUCAUUGGAGUGACAUUUAUAGCUUUGUCGCUUAAUGUUUUAUUUUGAUGAUCAUACUUUGUUCUUCUUAUGUGCUUUUCAUUAAUUUUCUAUUAGAUGGAUCCAUUUUGUGGACACAUUCAGUUUUGAUUCAGUGUAAACAUGUACAGUACACUAUUUAUGUUGUACAGAGCCCAAAAAAGCCCAGAGUCUGGAUUUUACUCACAAUUGUGUCGAUAAUGCCUUUUAAUUUAAAAUAUAUACAUAUUUACUUUAUAACAAUCAGGCUUGAACAAUAUUUAACUUAAACUGGUGGAUUGUCCCACAUACUGCCCCAGUUAAUUGUUUGUUUGUUUUUAACUGAUCUAAGAACAAAGGAUUAUAUCCUGCAAUACUGCGAUGCACCCGGGGGGGCUUGUCUGCGUUACAAGCUUAUGAGUCACUUGAUCCUCCAUGUGUUUACUGUUUUUCAUGAACGAGGCUUUACUCUAAAAAUUGGGAUCUAUGUGAAGCAAAGAAGAGUCCCAGUUCAAAACUGCUUGAAAACAAGAAACAACUGAUAAAUGCAGAUUGUUUGUUUUCUGUAUUUUAAGUACAAUACAAAGUUGCCCGCAAAUUAUGCAGCUGUGCUCCUUCUUUAGCUACGUGCCUAUCCAAGUUAGUUAUUAGAGCUACAUGAAACAGAUCCUCCCAAAGAGUUUUUAAGUUUCAUUACACAUUAACUGUAACAGUACAGCUACUUUAUAUAGAUCCCACAAUUCGAACCCGGAAAGGGAUUUUAAAUCAUUGUCUUUACUACACAAAUAAACAUGUAGAUUAUUACUUAUGUUGUGGUACAUUACGUAACAUUUUUGUAACCUUUUAACUCCACGUCUUUUUUGUAGGGUGGGUAUGUUGAUAUGUAUCAUUUGUUGCAAUUCUUCAGUAUUCACAUUUUUAAAUACUAUGUUGUUUAUGGUGUGCUGUGGAAAAAAAGAAAGAUGUCUUCGCCAAAAUCCUGGUACCUGCAAUCAGCCAAGAAUUGAUUGCAAAGCAAAUAAAAAAUGAUGAUAAA